This is a messenger RNA of Linum trigynum, 8943 nucleotides long. Lineage: Eukaryota; Viridiplantae; Streptophyta; Magnoliopsida; Malpighiales; Linaceae. The record is from the annotation of a GenBank genome assembly.
CGAUCUUGCCCGUUCCUAUUUAAGGAAUGGCAGCCCUCGAUCUAAGUGUGUUCAUUCGCUCACACUUUUUUAGAUCUUCAUACAAUUAUUCUCCACCCCUUUUUACUCUUUCAAUCUACCUUCUUUAAUCCCCUUUCUUGGCAUCUUUUGAGAAGCAUUUUUUAUUGCUUUUGGAUUCCCAUCAUAUCCCCUAGCAAGAUAAGGUACGAUUUCUCAUGUUUGUUGUGUUUUUAAUGCCUUAUCUUACCUAACAUGUUAUGAAUGUUUGGAACCAUUAAUGCUCAUGUUAUACCUAAGAUGACAUCUUUUUGGAAUGGAAGUGCUCUUCUUCUCUUUAAUAAACUAUCUAUGUUAUUUUAGAAACCUUGGUGUGUUGUUCCCAUGCAUUUAUGACACUUUCAAAAACCACCCACCAAGUGUUCGAAGAAAGUCCCCAGCCACAUAGAGUUCAUUAUGUGCAAUCCUUUUGAUUUGGUACCAAAUUCAUAGCAUGGGGUGACAAUCCCUAAUUGUUUCUACAUUGGUUUGAGAUAUCCUUUAGUACAAUACCUUGGAACUAUCCCUCUACUUAACUUCCCCUUUACUAAAUUCUUAGUUUCACUCAAGUGUGGGGUAAGAAACAAGGGGUCUAAUUGUAGUUCAUGAGAAUGCUACUCUUUUGAAAUGUGAAUUUUGGAUUGAUGGAUUGUGCACAUGUGAACCACUUGUUUUGUAGGAUAAAAUGCAAGGCCAAAGGCAUGGGACAUGGUGAGAGUUCAUCGUCACGCACAUCUCGCCCUCGCCAAGGUCAAAAGAAGGAAUCAAGGAAAGCCAAAUCAAAAGAAGUGUUUAUUGAAGUACCUCAUCCAACAUCACAUCUUCAACAUCCAUCGAGGGUAUUGCAUCAAAAUGAUCAAGCAAAUGUAGAAGGCAGCGUCAAGCACAUCACUCACUAUUUUUUGGAACACAUGCCCGAGCAAUUCAAGAGCAAACUUCUGUGGCUUCAAGGAUUAUCUUUAUGCGAAAGUUCUUGUUUCAAUUGGAAACUUUUUGCCCAACUCGUAAUUGAAGAUGCAAUCUGCUCUAAAGUACAGAAGUUGUCAUGACUCAAGUUAUUCUCUAUUCAAGAAAAUAUCUAUCGGGUGCUUGUUCUAGAAUUUAUCAGUACUCUUACUAUUCGAGAUAUGAGGGGUGUUGCCGACCUUGAAGAUAACAUCCAGUUUCAACUCGAAGGAGAACAUCGCCAUAUGUCGAUCCGGGAGUUCACUAGAGCAUGGACAUCUACCCGGCGAGUUUCAUUGAUUCAUCUAAUGACUUUGCUACCUUGACUAGGGAAUCCGACUUCCCUUGUUUCAAUACAUUUUAUGAGAAUGAAGUCAAGAAACUCGAUAGUCGACAAUGGGAUGUGAAGUUAUCAAAAGCUAGUGAGGUGAAGCCGGAGUGGGGGCUCAUACACCACGUGAUUGCUAGAUCCGUGGGAGGUAAGAACCGGAGCAAGGGAGGCCUAACCGCUCGAAAUGUCACCCUGUUUCAGAGCAUGCAUUUUCCAUGGUCUCUUCUACUCGGUUUAUCCAUCCUUUCUAUAUUCAAGUGCUAUGAGACAUACUUGCAGCGCUUCAUGGAGGAGUGUUUGUUACCCAACUUGCCAAAUAUUUUCACGUUGACUUCGGAGUCGUUCAAUUUUGAAUGGAUAGCCAAACAGUCCCUAUGUCCUUUGAGUUUUUGACGUAAAAGCUUAAGGUGCUACACAUGAGCAAUGGUGGCAUUUGGGAGUUUCAAGGAUUCCCAUUUCCAACCACCAAUACUUUGGAGAUACGCCUAUUCCCACUCUCCAACCGUUUCAGCCACCGAGCACCAAUGCAAGAGAUUAUAGGAUUGAGGCGAUGAUAGCGGCCAUCCUUCACAACUAGGGGUGGGCAACGAUUCGAUUCACAUCAGACCGAAUCGGACCGAAUCGAUUCUCACACCGAAUCGGAUAGAACUGUUUAUCUUUCGAUUCGACUUUGGUACCUGAAUUUGGGACAUUUUCGGUUUUGGUUCGGUCCUAACCGAAAUCGUAAAUCAAGCUAAUGACCAGACUGAAUCAUAAUUAAUUUAAUUGCCUAUUUUAUUAGGCUCUUAGAAGGCAAGUUGACUUGGAGUUGAAAAUCCUAGUACCCUACACGACACUUAACAACCUAUAAAUAUGAUUGACACUCCCUUACUUUGACUCGCCGCUCCCGCUCCUAUAGUCCUACCCUCAAAUAAGAUUUCUCAUUCGCGUUGCUUCGAUCAAGAGAGAUGCUUACUUUACCUACACACUAUGAACCAGGUAUUUAUAUUGUGUUCUCUUUUCUUAUUCAAUGUUUCAGAUAUGGAGAAGAUGCGAAUAAAUGACACCAUAGAGUGAUUUUAUUCGAAUGAAAGAAUAUUCGGUCCAAUGGGAUGGUCCAUACCAAAUCGAGCCAUAUAUGGUUUGAUCCGGACCGAAUCGACGUAAUAAUGAUUCGACUUUGGUCAUUGAUUUAGAAGAAAUUUUGGUCUGGUCCGAUGAUAGUUUGGUCUGGUCUUGGACCGAAUCAACCAAUGCCCACCCCUAUUCAUAACCAACGGAGGCAGAAAGAUGCACGACUCCACAUCAUGGUAUGCGUCCACGCGGUCAUGCAGAAGAUGAACAUUCCGAUCGACAAUGUACCAGCCACAUUCAACUGCCUCACCUCUCCAACACCUCUCCACAUCAGGGGAUGUUUUUGUUUGUAUGAAUGUCUAUCACGAUUGAUUGAACCAUUGAUUGCUGCCAUUAUCCCUCGUUUGUGAAUGUAAGAUGUUGAUAAACACUUGUGGGAGUAUGUGCUAGUAAUCGUUUUUAUGUUGUGGUAAUGAAUGGUAAAAUUUUAGUGUUUUUGGAACCUUGAAUGCUACACCCAAAUAUUUUCAAAUUUGAGGGUUCCACAACACUUUGUCCUUGAAAAUACCUACACAAUGUGCUUUGACUUGAUUAGAUCGAUUGAUUUGUGGUGUAUCUUAGGUGAUAGUUGUACGGCUUGAGUAUCGGUAUGUGAGGGGUUCUACUACUUUCUUCCUCUUUUGUGAGUCGAUAAUUUUUGAUACUAUAGGAACGCAAUGUGUACGAGAUUCUCUUCUUUAUGUGAACUAGGAAAUUUUUCAAUUUGUGCUUAAAAACAGGAAAAAGAGGUUCUCACGUGAGUGGCAACCGGGCAAAGAAUUGAGAUCAACCGUAAUAGAACCAAAGGUACCUUUUAGCGAUUCUCGAGACCUUAUAGUUCUCGUUUGUACCCAACAUGUGUGGCAGCCCAAUGUGGAGUGCAGGCUGGGAAGUGGUGCUUGGGCUACGACGAAUUCGACCAUCAGCUUCCCACAUGUGAUCUUGAAAGGGAAGGCUAUGAUUCAUCCGCUCUUGGUCAUGAGGGAGAGAUUUUUUUAUGCAAAGAAAAAAAUUGCAAAGGUUUGGUGCAAUGUGCAUAAACGAAGAAAAAGGAGACCGAAAAAAUGACAACUCCUACCCCAAAAGGAAAAAUAAAAGCACCGCCAAUAGUUCUAGUAGUCGUUCGUUGUCUCAGAAUCCCUCGGAGCACAUUUUUUAUGGUCAUCACAUGGCAGUUUGUGCUCGCACGGUAGGAAGGUAGUAGCAUUCAUUCAUCCCUGUAUACUCUCAUCUAUGCAAUGAAGAACUACCAUGCAUACCUCAUCAAUUUGGUCUAUCAUAUUGCAUUUGGUUUGAGUAGGUUUGCUUGGGGACAAGCAAACGCUUAAGUGUGGGGGAGUUUGAUAACACCAAACUUGGUGUUGUUUACCCUACAUAUUUAGGUGUGUUUUGUGCCAAUUCAUGUGCUUAAAUGCUUGAACAUCAUCAAAUACAUCCCUAUUGUGUUCCUAUUCGAUUUCGAUGUGAUUUUAGGGCGUAUUAGUCAAUAUGUGCAAACUAGGUACACAACAAGGUCACAAGUGUAGAGAAGUGGCAUGCAGCUAAAGAUCGGGGCUUAGAAGCCAAAGAUCACGACCAUGAUCACAAGCCACGAAGACUAGUUGAAGAUCGCUGCCUGGAAGCUAAAGAUCCCGAACGCAAUCUUGGAGGCUUAGGGUGCGAACUUUCCAUGGAGGGAGCCUUGAAGAAACAGAGAGUUUCCCCAGUCGAAUCACGGCCAAUGCUUAUCUUGCCCGCGAGAAAGAUCGCGACCGCGAAGUCGGCCCGAUCUUCCCCCUUCAGAAGGACAUGACGACGUCGUCUUGAGAUCGCGACCUAUCCUUAGAAGAUCCUGUCCGCGAUCUCUCAUCCUCAGGCUCGAACUUCCCCGAGUCCAGAAUGCAUAUAAAUAGAAGCCCCUUUCCCCACUUUAAGUGAGCUGAUUUUGAGAGAAAUUUUUUGGUUCUAAAGAGAGAGAAGAAGGAGGAGCUAGGAGCAAGGAAGAUCUUCCCCAACUUCAAGUCUUCUUCUAUUUCUACCAUGUAUCUUCUUCCCUCCUUUGGGGAGUAGUCCUUUAAGGUACUAGGGGGGUUCUAAACCCCAAACCCUAGUUUUAGGGUUUACUUUGUAUAUAUAAAAUGAAUGUGUUUGAAUCAAUGAAUGUGUUUGCCUAGUUGAUUUUGAUGUCACUCUUUCCUAAAUGAUUACACUUGGGCAACUAGCCCCAAUCUUCCCUCUUAGCGUGCUUUAUGCUAACGCGCUGGGUACGGAGUUCUAGGGUUAGAUGGGUAUGCGCCAUCUGGCGAGUUUAGGUUAGAUGUGUUGAUUCAGGCCUAAUUAUACACAUUUUAUCCCCGUUUUCCUUAGGCGUUUGUGGCAAUUGUGCUCCUAAAAGGGUGGUUUUACGCUAGGUUUCUUGUGUUUUAGCAUGUCUCAAGAUUUAAUAGGUGAAACCCGCCCCGGAGUCGAAAGUUGGACGAAAAGGAGCGAAAACUGGGAGAAGAGGAGAAAAAGAGGCAGUUCACGAUUUCCCCUCGGAGUUCACGAUCUGCUUAGACCGUGAAGAGGAGCUGUUGCCCGUGAACAUAAAGGCGUCCAGAGCCAAAUCCCAAGUAACUGACGCUAAUUGAGUUCACGGUCACUAAGACAGUGAACAAGAGUUGCUGCCCAUGAACAUGUGCAAGUGAAGCGGUGCGUUUCGAUGCCCUUCUUGAGUUCACGGACGCUUUUCAGAGUUCACGGCCAUGAACUGAGGCCGUGAACUGAGCUCUUUCCUUGUUUAAAAUAUGAGCUGAAAGGAAGAGAGAGGAGAGAGCCCAUUGGAGUGAGAAAGCCUUCUUUAGAUUUUAGAGAGAGAAAGACGAACCAAAGGAGAAAGAGGCUAGGGUUUUGCUCGAAGGGUGGAUUUGGUAAGAUUCUCCCCAAGAGAAGUUCAGCACAAGUGCCAAGAAGAUUGGAAACCUCCUUCAUGAUGGUUUCUACCUCUUCACCUUGUGUUUCUCCCAUUUCUAGCAUGGAGUAGAUUUUUUUUCACUAUGGUGUUGUGAAACCCUAGCUAGCUAUCAUGUAGUUUUCUGUUAUGUGAAUUGAAUGAUUGUUUAUGGGUGUUGUUUAAUUCAAUGAUUGAGGUAUUAUUCAUGUUGAUUGUGCAUCUUUGUGCUUAGAAAUCUAAGGAUUGUGCAUGUUGGUGCUUAGCAAUCUAAGGAUUGUGCAUGAUUGUGCUUAGAAAUCUAAGGAUUGUGCAUGUUUGUGCUUAGCAAUCUAAUUAGCCACUUAACCUAGAUUAGAGAGGAAAACCCCCCUUCCAAGGGAGACUCAAUUGAGUUGGAAUUCCUAGGGCUUUUUAAGACUCCUGACUAGGUUAAUUUAGGGUAAACCUCAAUGUUGGAUUAAGCAAUUCGGUUAAGCGCAAUCGAGCCGUCCAACCCUUGGGUUGAGUGAGGGAGUAAGUCAACCAUUGAUUGCUUAAACCGAGAGGGCCGAGUGACAGCCUAUAAUGUAUUCCUCGGUUUAGCAAUCGUGAGUGUGGUCUAUGACCAUAUUUGCAUCCCCUAGCGGUUCACGAUCACCUUUCCCAUAGCAAUCGUUUCAAUUCACAUACCAUGGUAGUAGUUAUGGGGAAGCGACACCCGAGUGAUCCUUCUCACAAAAGAGCUUUCAAAACCAUUCACUUUUGUCUUGCUUUAUUUUAAUUAGCAAAAUUUUUAACCAAAACCUUGUUGCUAGAUAAUGAUUCGAAUGACUGAAGUAGGGGUACACGCACCGGCCCGGGACGAUAUUUAAACAUACUUAUCAUGUACUGCACCCGACUAAGGUUUAUAUUUGGACCUUAGGUGGGAAUUUAUUGUGGUAUUCGGGACGAGUCAUCUGUGAAUGGGGGCUUAUAGUGGUAGAGGCGACUGUGCCCCUGCUAUAGGUUUAUUUCCUAGGUGAAACUCGGCAUAAAACCUCAGUAUUGACGGUGGAUAGUGUCUAUUGAAAUGAGCCAUAUACUUAAUGCCCCAUAUACGAUAGCCUAGAUUGAGGUGACUGGAGCAUUGAUUUAGGGGAGGCGUAUUCGGAGGUGUGUUGAUAACGAUGAAGGCCUACGGAAAAAAGCUCACUCACCACAUUCGACGACCCUAGUUAUCUAUUAUUGCAUAGUGACCCUAAGCUAGGGGGAGGAUUAGUCCCCGAAGUACCUGCUUUUAGCUUUGAUCAAUCCUUAGACUAGAGUUUCCUCAUAUCCUCCACUCAAAACCUCAAAAACCGAUUAACUAAUUAGCAACUAGGGGGAAGUAAGCUAGGGUACCGGGAGUUGGGUAGAAUACGACUUUGAUUACCACUAUACAGCAACGCCGUUUUAGUUUAAACUUAGCCUAGGAUGGAGUAGUUUUGGAUACGUGCAAAUCUCUGACCAAAACCUGCACGAUAUGAAGUGAUCAACAUAAGUACAAUAAUAGGAAAUGUGAAGAAUUAUAUGAAUCAAAUAGAUAAAAAAAAUUGUUUGAAAAAAAUCAAACAAAAUAAUCCUAAAACGUAAUAGGUAAUUGAAAGAGUGUCUAUAGGAAGGAACGUUUAUAAGGAUCUUUUAGCUAUCUGGUUCAAUGAUCUAUAAGAACUUCAAAUAUCAUUUUUAUUUAUUAUAUACAAAAAAUGAGCCAAUUUUCUAUGAUCAAGCAAAUUGCAAACCAAAAUACCGAAUUUCUACAUCUUAUUUGUCACAUUGGAUUUGUUGGUACAGUUGAGGAAAAGAAUUCAACGAAUAAAAGUUAAUAGGAAAAAAAUACUUGUAUUGUCAUAAAUUUGGCCUUUGUAACAAUUGUAGCCAAAUUUGAAGAAAUAUACUAGCAAAGCUAUAUUUUGGAUUUUGCUAGAAAAUAUAGCAUUUCAUCACAACACGGUUAGGAAUGGUGACUGGACUAACGAUUUAUGCUGACAUGGCAAAUUUUGUCUUAACUUCAGCCACUUUAUGACAACUCUCCAUGUGUGGAUCAUCUAGGUGUUGUACAUUACAUUCUAUGAUAUCUCGAGGUAACUCAUGAUGUGGGAAUGUUGUUCCCAUCUUGUGGGUCAACGACUCUGACUGCAAAUUUAGAUUAUCAUUUUGCAGGAUGUAUUGAUACACGUCAGGAAACCAUAGGGUGGUGUGUGCGUUUUGGUUCUGCCUUUGUGUCUUGGAUGUAAGAAACAAGACCAAGUUGAGUAUUGGGCAAUGUUAGAUGUGUUUUCCGAACUAGUAUGUCUUCGUGACUUUUGUCUAAUUUUGGAGUUACUUGUGUAGUUCCAAUGGAUCUCUUUGUGGAUAACAAUAGUGUGAUGUAUAGUCGUCAAUCCUAUCAUACAUGAUUGUAAGAAUCACAUCAAGAUUCAAUCCUAUCAUGCAUGAUUGCAAGAAUCACAUCAAGAUUCAUUUACACUGUAUACGAGAUCUGGUAUGUGAUGGUACAGUUACACUUCAUUAUCUUCAAACAGAAGAUCACAUAACUGAUCUUCUCAAUGAAGCUUCUCAGCAUGUCGUCAUUGGCAUCUCACUAUCAAAUGAAUACUUAGAGAUCAACAUCAAUUUGGGGAGGCUGUUGAUAUAUAUAUAAAAGACAUUAUUUAUGGGUUUGGCCCAUUUGUAUAUUAUGAUCAUGAGCCCAUCAUUAGUCUCUAGUACGUACAACCUAUGAAAAGUAGCAUAGGUUAGGAGAAGAUAGAUGAUUCCGAAACCUAGAGAGACAUGAGUUGUAUUUUAUGUUUUCUUAUACUAACAUUGAAGUCGAGGAUUGAUAGUGCAUCAUUUUGGGUAUGCCAUAUUAUAUAUUAUAUCUUCAUUUGGGAAUAUCAGGGUUCCUCAGGGAUUCAACCACAAACUCUAAUCCAAGAGUGGUCGACGCUCUAUGCGGCUUUAGUAUUGGUUGCACGACUUGAACUAACUAUCUCAUCUUGAGCCAAGUAUAACUCAAGGUGGCAUUGCUAGUGUAAUGGUUGACCAAGGUCGUAUUCCACGGGUCUCGAUAUUCUAUGCUACUUUUUACUCGGUCAUUAUUUAGUCAAUCGAGUUUUAGGGUUGUUUUGGAGGACAAACAAAAAUAACUAGCAAUGAAGGCAGAGAUAAAAUGCAGGUACUCGGGGUAUCACCCUCACACUAGAUAUUAGGCCUGUCAUGUAGAAGGAUAACUAUGUUGGUUUGUGGGAAACGAAAUGCGAAACUCACUAAUGUGGGGACUAGCUCAAUGGUUAGGCAACUAGCCGCCUCCUAAUCCAAUUCAGUAAUGAAAUCUUGCCACAGUCUGGUUCACGAACUAGGGAUAUUGUCUAUUCCCUUUCUGUAGGUUGCACCUAUCUGCACACUAGAUCGAUAUGUCGAUAGUCAAGCACGUAUCGCUCUAGCAUUACUUAGGUGGGUAUCCCAAUUGGCAGGAGAUGGUCACCUUGACCACCAAUUGAGCCCCUAGAUCAUUCAACUACACUCACCAUGCCAAAUUGCUCAAAUCCACUACUUCCUCAAUCAAACCCUAACUAGGCAAUCAAGACAGGCAUAUACAGAGAAAAGUUCAAAGCAUAAUUAACACAAAUAAAUGCAUAUAACACGA